AUGCGCACCUCGCUCUUCUCCUCCCUCCUCUUUCCCCUCCUCGUCGCCGCGACGACGACAACAACCUCCAUAACCCUACACAUCCCACCGUCCAACGUCCUUCCUAACCCGCGCACCCUCCCGCCCUCCACCCACGCAACGCUGACCUCCCUCGGCGUCGACGCCUCGGCCUACCUCACCCCAUCCAACACCUUCGUCUUCCACAACGUCUCCCAAGGUAGCUACCUCCUCGACGUGCACUGCCCCAGCCACGGCUUCGCCCCCCUGCGCGUCGAUGUGCUCCCCGUGGUCUCCGGCGAGGGCCAGACGCAAAAGGAAGAGAGGGUGGCAGGCCUCAAGGUCAGCGCCUGGGAGACGUACCGGGGCAAUGACUGGGAUAAUAAAGGGGAGGCCGUCGUCGUGAUGGGCGGGAGCUUGGGGGUGCGGGUUAUGGGACAGAAGGCAUUCUAUAUGGAGAGGAGUACUUUCAAUAUCUUGAGCAUCCUCAAGAACCCAAUGAUCCUGCUAGGUCUGGUCAGCAUGGCUAUUUUCAUCGGCAUGCCGAAGCUGGUUGAUAACAUGGACCCAGAGAUGCGCAAAGAAUGGGAGGAAAGCCAGAAGAGCAACCCGAUGAACAGCCUCAUGGGCGGGGGCGGAGGAGGCCAGAAUCCGGUGGCAAACUUCGACAUGGCCUCGUUCCUCGCUGGAUCCUCGUCGUCGAAAGACAACAAUAACGAUGGCGGGUCCUCGUCGAAAAAGGAGAAGGGUGGACGCAAGUAGCUUCUUGGCAAGUCGAUAACGGAAACGUCAUGUGCCACGCACACGGACGGUAUAGAGGCACUUGAACGGCCAUCAGAGACGUGGAUUAAUUACCUCUAGGCAUUUUGUAGUCGAAGAGCUAUAUUGCAUCUGGAUUUG
This is a messenger RNA of Cryphonectria parasitica EP155, 897 nucleotides long. RefSeq lists its product as uncharacterized. The transcript is spliced from 3 exons. Gene Ontology annotation, cellular component: EMC complex. The record is from RefSeq and is a predicted model, not a curated record. Lineage: Eukaryota; Fungi; Ascomycota; Sordariomycetes; Diaporthales; Cryphonectriaceae. The coding region runs from base 1 to 759 and encodes 252 amino acids.